This is a messenger RNA of Symbiodinium necroappetens, 1407 nucleotides long. Lineage: Eukaryota; Dinophyceae; Suessiales; Symbiodiniaceae. The record is from the annotation of a GenBank genome assembly.
AUGCGCUGGUCUUUGCGUCAGGCCAACUUGGAGCGGAAACUUCAAGAGCAGCUGCAGAGGCGAAAUGUGCAAGCUGCGCAGAUCGAGAAGGGAGCGGAAGACUUGAAGAGGAAGAUGGAGGAACAGUUGGAGGUGGAGCGACGAGUGGGUGAGGAACUCCGACUGCAGAUCGCCGUGCUGCAGGAGAUCUAUACAGAAGUCAACGACAAGCUCGAAAUGUCUCAGAUUGCGCAGCAACAGAUGCAGGCUAACCGCAACGAAAUGCUUGCAGACAUAGCUCAGCUCCAAGAAAAACUGACGCAAGCUGAUGCUGAAAGCAUCCAGACAGCUGUGGAGCUGGAAGCUGAUGUAAAGCACAAAGAGGAGCAGAUCACCCGCCUCGAAGCCGAAAAGGAGAGGUUAAAGGUGAGCCUCAGGGAACUCGGCAUGCAGGUCAAGGCAGAGCGCGAGACUGCUGAGGCUCAGGAGGAUGCUUUGCAAACCCAGCUGGCGCAAAUCGAAGCCCAGCUCGAUGUUACGACCAAAGCCAGUGAACAGGCCAAAGCCGAGCUGACAUUCGCCAAGCAGCAGAUUCAGACACUGAACCUCAAGGUUGCGGAUCUGGAGAAAGCGCUGCAAUCCGCCCAGUUACAGGAGCAGGAGUUGUCUCGCCAACUUCAGGCAUCCACGACCGAGAUCAGCCGCCUGCAAAGUGAGCAGAAGAUCUUGGAGGCCGACAUCUCCGAUGCUCUCCAACGAGAGCGUAAUCUUGAAGUGAGAUUAGCACAGGUGCAAAGCAAGAACCAAGUGAUGGAGGAACGGCUGCCGGUAUUGGAGGAGGAGAACAAGAAGUUGAUUCGUCGCAUCAACCUCUUGGAGAAAGUUGCUCAAAACGAGCAGGUCUUCACCUCCAAGCUCUCAGAGUCGACCGCAGAGAAUGAUCGACUCGCGAAGGAGCUCCAGCAGCUGGAGGCCAACUUUAAGGAGAAGGAGAGGGAGACAAACAAGCUGGCCAGCGAUCUUGCAAUGUUCCAGGAGCGCGCCCGCGAAGCAGCUGUCCAGGCUCAGAAAUUUGGCGCGAAGGCCGAGGAGUCCGCACGCGCGGCAGAGGCGCAGAGAGCUGCAUUGGAGGCAGAGAUCCAGAAGGCCCGAAACGCCGAGGCUCAGGCACAGCGGGACGCCGCUGCAGCGAAGCAGCUCGUCGAGGAGGCAAAGCAAGCAGAGUUGAGGGCAGUCGAGGAUGCACGGAGUGCGACUGCGGAGAAGGCCGCCGGGCUGUUUGCUGAGGCGGCGGCAGCGCAGGAGCGCGUGCGCCAAGCAAUGCAGGCCCAGGCCAAAGCAGCUCAGGAGGCAGAAGCGGCGAAACAAGCUGCAGCCAACCUGCAGGGAAAAGCAUCGCAAUCGCUGCCGUGGCAGAAGGCGGCUUGA